UGUGUGUAUAUCUGUGUGUAUACACACUCUAUACUAAAUAUAUAUAGUUGUAUGAAUAUAUAUUUAAAUGAAUUUGGACAUGAUGAAAUGUUCAGUGCAGAAAUGCCUGAACUCUCUUUAGAAGUUACAUGCCCUGUCCCCUCUGCUAGAGGCUAAUGUCUCCACAGCCUUGCUGAAGCCUGUUUCAAUUAAUCUAACUUUGUACCAGUGGAUAUGAGGAGUAUUUGCACUUCAGUUUUGCUGUAGCCACCUCCUGAGUAACUCUAUUACAUGUUUUCUUUUUCUUUUGUUACUUGUGCUUUUGUGCCAUGUAUAAUAGAAAAUAGAUUGCACAAAACCUUUUUUUAAAUUUUUUUGCAAGCAGGCAGAGAGGAGUAUGGUGAAGUUUAUUUCAAAUCAAAUUAUUAAAGGUAACUAUAGUUAGCUUAAUACAUUCCAUCAUUGUUGCAUUUGAGUAUUUUUGUAAUCAAUUUUGGAGAUGCUUAGAUCCCUGCUCUGCUUUGCCUAAAUGUUUAUGUUCAAAAGGAGGAAGCCUCUUGUUUCUUGGAAGAAGUGCUUUCCUUUUCUCAUGCUAUUCCACUGAAGAGUUACAGGUUGACAGAAAAGGCUUACGUGGCUAUUUCCUUUUUCUUCAUGACAAAGUCUCAGAAGAUUAUCGCAACUAUGCAAACGGACCUGUCAAAGUGUUGAGUCCAAACCAAUCAGUACCAACAGCAUAUAUUGUUAAAGGGGAAAAUCUAGGGGUUUCUACCUGUAGUAGAGAAAGGAAUGUGGAAGACCUAAGGUAAGCCAAGCUCAUUUUUCCUUCCCAAACUGCUGUUUGCACCCCAGUUUCUCAGUGGAGGCUCUGCAAAGUAUGGCAUUGCCAACACUUUCAACAAUAUAUCAUGAAGAAUUCUACAGUAAUAAGUAAUGUUUCCCUUAAAACACAAAUGAAGCAUAGGAAAAUCAGGAGAUUAAUAGUUUCCAAUGAACCUUAAGCCUGUUUCUUUACAAUAAUUAAAUAUUUAUCAUUAGUUUGGAUGAUAAAACACACCGUAACUAUGCGGACUUUUGGCAGCAGUUUCCUCAGCAGGGUAGGUGCUUUGAAUUUGACCCCUUCACCUGCCUCUUCCCAGUUAUCUGAGGAUAAUUUCUGCAUACCUGCUGUUGGGUGUGAUACUUACUUAGGAUGUCAGGAACUGAGAGGCACCUAGUUUCUAGAUGAAUGCUUUUUUUUUUUUUAUUGAAUGUAGCCUUAGAUGGCUAAUUUUGGAAAGGAUCAGAACUGCUCUGGAGGCAGUUGUCUUGCUGGCUCUCCUGAUGUCUUCAAAGGCAAGUUGAAAUGUUGCACCAUCAUUUCUUCUAGAUGAGAUCACUCAUCCUUAAGCAGCUUCAGUCCUUCUUCCCCUUUUUAUUAUAACUGAAUUUUUUCAAAUGGUGGGGUCAAAAAUUCAGAAAAACAGAACCAAAUGCUAUGAUUUACAUCUGCUGUACUUUUUUCCUUUUUUUUUUAAGAAAUACUUAGCCCUACUGAUUACAGUUUAGUAAUUUUUUUCUGUAAAAUGUGUGUUUGAUACUAGAAAGCAGACUUUUUUUACUUUUUUUUUUUUUAAACAAUAGUGAGAUUAGGAUCUAAUCUGUUUGGGGCUUUUUUUUUUUUUUAAAAAAAAGGUAAGUAGGUGGGGUCAAGCAGUUUUUGUGGUUUGCCAUGUUUCAUAUUAGAGUGAAGAGCUCAGCUAGGGCUCUUUUACUGGCACAACUGAUGAAGAGAGGUUUGCAUUUCAUUUGAAUAUAAGCGGACAGCCAGACAUGAUUCUUUCUACCUAUCACACCAUCCAGUCUGUUUUCUGCUGCUGCUGCUGCUGCUGCGCAGUGCAAAAAAGAGCAAUGAGAACAAACAUGAACCUGGACCCUGAUACUGGCCUCAUGACCCAGUACUCAGCCUCGCAAUUAGGUGUUUCCUAUGCAUCCACUCAGAAGUGCAGGCGUAAGAGGCAAUUGCAGUUAAAGAACAAGCCGUUACCUCCUCUACCUGCCGGGGCCUUGGAAGACUACACAAAAAACCCCAGAGUUAUUGCACUCUAUGACUUUUUUGCUAGAGGACCCUCAGAUUUACCACUCAAGAAGUCAGAAGAAUACAUUAUCCUCGAACGGUAUGAUCCCCACUGGUGGAAGGCAAGAGACCAACAUGGGAAUGAAGGUCUAAUUCCCAGCAACUAUGUUACUGAGAACAAGAAAAGUGAUUUAGAAACAUAUGAGUGGUACUGCAAAAACAUAAAUAGAACCCAGGCAGAACUUCUCUUGCGCCAGAAGUCCAAAGAAGGCUCAUUUGUUGUCAGAGAUUCAAGCCAACAGGGACUUCUUACGCUGUCCAUGUAUUCACGGGCUAAAGGAAGUCAUAGUGGAGAUAUUCGACAUUAUCAAAUUAAGAAAAAUCACUCAGGACAAUAUUAUGUAGCAGAGAACUAUCUCUUUUCAUCUGUUCCUGAACUCAUUGAGUAUCAUCAACACAAUGCUGCAGGUCUUAUCACUCGCCUCCGACAUCCAGUUGGAUCAGCUGGAUGUUCUUCAUCAGCAACAGCAGCAUUGAGUUACGAGAAGUGGGAAUUAAACCCAUCUGAACUGACAUUCAUGAAAGAACUUGGUCGUGGGCAGUUUGGAGUUGUUCAGCUCGGUAAAUGGAAAGCAACCAUCAAGGUUGCCAUCAAAACCAUCAAUGAAGGUGCGAUGUCUGAAGAUGAUUUCAUCGAGGAGGCCAAAGUGAUGAUGAAACUCUCCCACCCGAAGCUGGUCCAGCUUUACGGAGUGUGCACACAUCACAAACCUCUCUACGUUGUGACUGAAUUCAUGGAAAACGGCUGCCUGCUCAAUUACCUUCAGCAAAGGCGAGGGAAACUCGGCAGAGACAUGCUGCUAGGCAUGUGCCAGGAUGUGUGUGAAGGGAUGGAAUACCUGGAAAGAAAUAGCUUUAUUCACCGUGAUUUAGCUGCAAGAAACUGUUUAGUCAACGCGGAGCACAUCGUUAAAGUAUCCGACUUCGGCAUGGCAAGGUAUGUCAUCGAUGACGAAUAUAUCAGCUCUUCAGGUGCCAAGUUUCCAAUCAAAUGGUCAUCUCCUGAAGUCUUCCAUUUCAAAAAAUAUAGCAGCAAAUCAGAUGUCUGGUCAUUUGGUGUACUGAUGUGGGAAGUUUUCACAGAAGGCAAAAUGCCUUUUGAAAGUAAGUCAAAUUCUGAAGUUGUCCGUGAGAUUUCUCAGGGUAACCGACUUUAUCGACCAUAUUUGGCAUCAUAUACUGUGUACAAAGUCAUGUACAGCUGCUGGCAUGAGAAACCUGAAGGACGUCCUACUUUUGCAGAGUUAAUAGAGACCCUAACAGAUAUAACAGAGAUGGGAUAAUCAGAGAUUUUACAACAAUAUGUUUACUGAAAGGUUAGCAUGAAGCAUGUCAAUAAUGUAGCUAGUAGAGAAAACCUCAGCCUUUUACAGCAGGCUCUACUUAAAUCGCAGUACCAGCAUCCUACAUAUUGAAGCAGCUGUUUGGGCUUGGCCUAAUUUUUACUUAUUUGAGAAAGAUACCUCAGGAGGCUGGUUCGGGACUCUCAAGACUUUGUUUUCAUGAUUAGGGAGAAAAAUCUCCUGUCUGAAAAGAAGUAACUAAGCUUACUCACCUUAUAGGCCUUUUUAUUUAUUCUUUUGGUCAGAGCUACGCUAAUUCCUGCAACGAUAUUAUUAAAUUAUUUGGUACUUACUAUGACUCAUGCACUGGGGAAUACUGAUUGGCAGCAGCAAAUAUGAUGGAAGAACCUCUGAUAAAGCUCUAACUAGGUAAUUUUUAAAGGCAAGCCCUUUUGCGCCGCAAAGCAUCCAGCACCAAAGAAAUGGAGCAGUGUUUCAGAAGGGGUGGCAAGCUAACGGACCAGCUGCGGGAGCAGCGCCCGCGCGUGUACCCAUACCCACUGCUGUGGAUAAAGGCAGGCAAAGGGAGCAGUCAUCAUUUAGCAGCUCCCAAGUCACCUCUGAGCAGUUGGAAAGACUGAGCAUCCCUGAAGACCCACCCUGCAUGGUGGGCCAGGGUGUCUUCUCUACCAAUUCUGUAUAAAAGGAGAGUAAGGAUUAUUUUAUCCAAACCUCUCCCACAAUUUUCCAGUAUUAUCUCCCAUUCCUCGCCUGCUGCUGCUUACUCAGACUCCCACGCUUGCCUUGGUCCUCCCCGUGUCAGUGCCCAGAAUGGUUGAUUGAUAGACAAAUUAAAGCUGGAACCUGACAGUAAAAUGAAGUGCUUUGAAUUAGUCUAGCUCACAUGGAUCCUGUGAUACCUGACAUGGACAAUGCCUUUAACCCUACUUCUUAUGUAAUUAUUCACUUUUAAUUUUAAAUCUUAAUUGUGGUCAAUACAAAUAUAUUAUAGAGAAGAAAAGGCAGAUGAAGUUCGUAACUGUUUAAUAUAAAAUAGUCAGAUCAUUACAAAUAAAUAGGUUCUUUAAAA
Harpia harpyja (harpy eagle) is the source of this 4468-nucleotide messenger RNA. RefSeq names its product tyrosine-protein kinase TXK-like. Gene Ontology annotation, biological process: adaptive immune response; tissue regeneration; regulation of platelet activation. The transcript is spliced from 15 exons. Lineage: Eukaryota; Metazoa; Chordata; Aves; Accipitriformes; Accipitridae. Gene Ontology annotation, molecular function: protein binding; non-membrane spanning protein tyrosine kinase activity; ATP binding. Bases 1792 to 3378 code for a protein of 528 amino acids. The record is from RefSeq and is a predicted model, not a curated record.